AUGGCCACCUCUACUAAAGUUGCUACUGCCACCACCAAAAUGGCUACUGCCACAUCCAAGACGGCUACUGCCACAUCCAAGAUGGCUACCACAAAUAUUGAAACAAGCAUUUCUAGUACAGCAGCUGCAUAUAAUCCCAAUAUGCCACCUGAGAUGGCUUCAGGUUUACCAGCUUCAGCAGACAUGCUGAUUGACCUCAUUAAAAAUCUAAGAAUAGAAAUUAGAAAUGAUUUAAAAAAGAUUUUGAUGCUAUAUAUGGAUUUUUGGGAGGAUAUCAACUCACGAACAGAAGAUGUGGAAAAUAGGCUUUAUUACCAGGAACAGUCGCACUUAGAGUUAGAGGAGAAUGUCAAUAGUCUACAAAAAUAG
Pelobates cultripes (western spadefoot toad) is the source of this 369-nucleotide messenger RNA. Lineage: Eukaryota; Metazoa; Chordata; Amphibia; Anura; Pelobatidae. The record is from the annotation of a GenBank genome assembly.